AUGGCGGCGACGGAGGCGGCGGCGGCUGAGUCUGCGGCUCCGGCCCCGGGGGUCCCGGUCAUGCCGGCGAGCACGCGGGGAGCCGCCGCCGCCUCAAGCCCGUGGGGGCCGUCGGAGUCGCGGCUGCAAGGCAGCCGACCGCGACCGGCUAGGGCUCGGGCCGUGGCCCCGGUGCCACCGGCCCGGGAGCUGAUCCAGCCGUCUGUGAGCGAGCUGUCCCGGGCUGUGCGCACUAAUAUUCUGUGCACUGUGCGCGGCUGCGGCAAGAUCCUGCCCAAUAGUCCUGCGCUCAACAUGCACCUAGUCAAGAGCCACCGACUGCAGGAUGGCAUAGUAAAUCCAACAAUAAGGAAAGAUUUGAAAACUGUGCCAAAAUUCUACUGUUGUCCAAUCAAAGGAUGUCCUCGAGGCCCUGACAGACCGUUUUCUCAGUUCUCUCUGGUUAAACAGCACUUCAUGAAAAUGCAUGCAGAGAAGAAGCAUAAAUGCAGUAAAUGCAGUAAUUCCUAUGGCACCGAGUGGGACCUGAAAAGACACGAGGAGGAUUGUGGCAAGACCUUCCAGUGUACAUGCGGCUGUCCCUACGCCAGCAGAACCGCACUGCAGUCUCACAUCUACCGAACUGGCCACGAGAUCCCCGCAGAGCACAGAGACCCACCCAGUAAAAAGAGGAAAAUGGAAAGCUACAUGCAAAGCCAAAAGUUGUCCAGUAAAACCAUUGAACCACUGAAUGACCAACCAGCCCCUCAGCAGGGCACUCAUGAACUAGAAACUUCGGAAGUAAAGCUGGCAGCAGCAUUUGAAGACUCUUGUGGCUCCCACACCAAAAAGCAGAGCAUCCCAGCGCCUCCCAGGUGCCCCCAGAAGUUGCUUUUACCAAAGCCCAAGGUGGCUCUGGUUAAACUUCCAGUCAUGCAGUUUUCCCCCGUACCUGUCUUGGUGCCUGCAGCCGAGUCCUCGGCCCAGCCUGUGGUGUUUGGUGUGGAUCAUGGUUCCACUGCAGGUGCUGUACACUUUGUACCCUUGUCGGUAGGAACCCUGAUCCUCAGCCUGGAUCCGGAGGCCUGCUCUCUGAAGGAGAGCCUACCUCUCUCAAAAAUUAUCAGUCCUAUCGUUGAGCCAGUCAGUACCGGUGUUCAAGUGAACGUGGGUAAAGAUCCGUGUAGUCCUUUACAAGAACUAGGGAGCGCAUGUCCGAAGAACAGCAUCUCCUCAAUCAAUGUGCAGACGGAUCUGUCCUACGCCUCACCCAACUUUAUACCUUCUGCUCAGUGGCUUGGCCCUGAUUCCUCCGUGUCAUCCUGUUCUCAAACUGACCUGUCAUUUGAUUCUCAAGUGUCCCUUCCUGUUAGUGUUCACACCCAGACGUUGGUGCCCAGCUCGAAAGUCACUUCAUCCAUAGCUGCUCAGACAGAUGCGUUUAUAGACACCUGUUUCCAGCCAGGUGGGAUCUCACGGGAAACCCAAACCAGCAGGAUGCAAACCCCCACAGAUGACCCGGUGCAGGUGGGCCACACUGGCCUCUGCGGGGACAUUUUUGGAAGUGUCCAUCCAUCAUAUAGUGUCCCCACCGACAACAUCAUGAGUAGCAGUUUAGUUGCAGAGACAGUGACUCAUGGCCUAUUACCUCAGAAUGACCCUAAGAUAUUAAGCCAAGUCAUUGAAAAGUCUGCUCCCAUGUUAAACUUCAGUUCCCAGAACAGCAUGAUUCCUUCACAGAACAUGACAGAUAAUCAGACCCAAACCAUAGAUCUGUUGAGUGACUUAGAAAACAUCUUGUCAAGUAAUCUACCUGGUCAGGCGCUGGAUAACCGGAGUCUUUUGUCAGACACGAACCCCGGGCCUGAUGCCCAGCUACCAUCAAGCUCAGCCCAAAAUUCUGGGAUCGAUUUUGAUAUUGAAGAGUUCCUCUCGGCCUCAAAUAUCCAGACUCAGACUGAAGAGAGUGACCUCAGCACCGUGAGCACUGAACCGGUCUUAGAGUCCCUGGACAUCGAGACGCAGACUGACUUCUUCCUCACAGACCCCUCCACACAGCCCUACGGGUUCAGGGGAGGCUCAAGCUUCUUAGGCUUGGAGAUGUUUGACACACAGACCCAGACAGACUUGAACUUCUUCUUAGAUAGUAGCCCUCACCUGCCCCUAGGCAGCAUCCUGAAACACUCGAGCUUCUCCAUGAGCACUGACUCUUCUGACACAGAGACCCAAACAGAAGGAGCCUCCCCAGCUCGACACACGCCUGCCCUGGAGGGCAAGGUCCAGUUGAGCAGCACAGAGACACAGACCAUGAGCUCUGGCCUGGAGCCCCUGGGGAACUUGUUCCUCACCAGCAAUGAAACUCAGACAGCAAUGGACGACUUCCUUCUGGCCGACCUGGCCUGGAAUACGAUGGAAUCCCAGUUCAGCUCUGUGGAAACCCAGACGUGCGCAGAGCUACAUGCUGUCUCCAGCUUCUGAAGGUGCAGCCAGGCACCCGCCCUGUUCCUUGUGGGUUUAGAACAUGAGGACAGGGGAUGUGGUCUGUGGGGCAGCUGUUUAGAUUCUCUAUGGUCCUUGGCGUUUUGUACUCGUGAACACAAGAUUGGUGUACAAAUGUGAGUGUAUUAUAAAGUAAGGUGUUGAUCUAAAAAGUUUCAAUGUCGCCUGCGUUUGCUCCUGUUUAGGUUUUCUAUCUUUAAAACAAAGCAUUUCACACUGUAAAACUUGGAACCAUUUAGCUGAAGCCAAGCUUACCAGGUAGUAGGGCACAAGCUUCACAAUUGCUUUAACUGAGGGUAGCAUAUUUAAAGGGCACCUCCAACGCUCAGACAGCGCUUGUGAGCUGACUCCUGAGCUGACUCCUGAGCUGCCACCCCCAUGCCUUGUCACAUCCCUUCCGACUUGGAAACACCAAGGGAAGCCACAGCUGUCAUUAGCUUUUAUGACCAUUUUUUUACGCAGUGUCUGCUGUCCUGAACCGUGACUGCUGCCAGCAUCGUGUGCCAUCCUUUUCCUGCUGUGGGGUUACUGGCCAGUGCGAGCAUGGCGAGUACUUAGUGUAAAUCGUAGUUUUAGUAGGAGCAAGGCAUCCAAACUGGAGAUGUGCAUAGUGGAGUCCUGCCAUUUUGCUCAGCUCGGGCUCAUCCUGCUUCGUGGAAAAGCUCUCCUCUGCUCUCUUGAUAGUGUUGGUCAAGAAGACCUCAGUGACCAAACGUGGGAUUGCCACAUGCCAGCAGGCAGCCAGCUGUGAGCACAUAGUAGCUAGAUGUUAAGUCACUUCUAUCUGGAGCCCAGGACCCCAGAGCUUCUAACUUUCUAUAAAUUGGGGUUCCUGUGACUCUGCACUCUUUGGGCUCAGUUAACUUAGUAGAGAGCUUGCAGAACUCAGGGAUACCGUUAUUGCAAAGGGUACAGUGGGUGGGAAAGGGGCACAGGACUGUAAUGCCCUCUGUAGGCACAGCACCUACCACAAAUCUGUAUGUUUAGCUUUGUAAAACCCCUCCAAACCCAGGCUUCUAGGGCUAAUGGCCACUUCGUUGUGUGGGUAGAGUUGCUUAAAUCAUUGCCAUUAGUGACCAGCUUAACCUUGAAUGCCACCCUUCCCAUUGGAUUGGGAGGUAGGGAUAAAGCUGAAAACAUCCCAACCUUUCAGUCAUGAAUUAUGCCUGGGUCUCUCCUGUGACUUGUUCCCAUCUUCAUGCUACCUGGAGGCUACCAGCUAUCAGUGACCUCAGAGCAAGAAAGAGAAAAACAUUUCUCUUGAAUAUUUUGGGGUUUGGAAAAGUUGUGUGCAAAUACAUACUUCACAUAAUUACAACCACAAACGCCCUGUUCCACAGUAGACUGCGGGGGCUACCCAACUGUUUUCCCAUAAUAUACCCACAGAACCUCUAAGAAUUAAGAAGGAAAGAAUGGGAUGAGGAAAAGUAUUUCUGCCCAGCCCCCUCUUAAUACUCUGCACUUGUGAUCUUGAUAGAAGGAGCAUGGCCUACAAAGUCUUUCCUUCCGUCUAGCCCCUUCUUUUCCUUGAAGGAAGCACUUUGGUCUGGCAAGCAUAUUAUGUGUGCCUUGAGACUAGCAAUUAUAGACUAGAUCCAUCUAAAGUAUGUGAGUCUAGCUUCUGUUAUGAUACAUUCUUUAAAGAGAAAAAGCUGGAGAAUAGUUGCUUCAGUGCUUAAGAAUAAUUUCUGUGUUCUGAGGGGAGAGUGGUCAAGCAUGCCUUGGGGGUUCUCUGUGCUAAAUAGGUCAUGGAUUCAUAGUUGGCCCACUCUGAGGCAAAUCAGAAUGAGCACAGCCUGGGGACCCUUCCAGGCUACCCUGGAAAACCCUGUUUGUUGUUUUUGGUGUGUUUUUUUUUUGUUUUGUUUUGUUUUGUUUUGUCUCCUCCCUACCCCCCAUGGUAUAUGCUUGUGCUGCCAAAAGCUGAAUCCUCAGAAUAAAACCUAAGGGGACUAAUGAUUCAUUAAGUAAAUUGGUGGUAUUGCUGCUGUCAUGUCCCAUUCAUCCGAUGCAGAGGACUUGGUAAUGGGCUAAUAACACACCCAGCAGAUGAACACAACCCAGGAGCUAAACAGUGAUUUUGGUCACAAUUGCCUGUGAAUGUGAGUUGCAGAACAGACAUAAAGCCUUAACUUAGAUUUUCUGUUAUGUUUUGGAAUCGUCACUGCCUUAAUGUUCAAGCAUCUAUUUAAGCCCUUCAGCUGAAGGAGAAAUGCAUGUCUGCCUGUGGCUUUUUGUAAAUAUAAGCGCAGCAAUCUAUGGCUUUAAGUUUUUGUUUUUGUGGCAAUGUCUCUUAAUAGUUACAGGGGAAAAAAUGGAGCAUGUAAUUGUCCUUUAUGUGCAAGAACUGUCCCCACAAAACCAUAGUCACCUGAAUUCUCCUGAGGUUGUUUGUAAACACAAAAUCAGUGAUUAAAAAGAAGCUAGAAAUCUA
Psammomys obesus (fat sand rat) is the source of this 4912-nucleotide messenger RNA. It is a transcript of the gene Atmin, whose product is annotated as ATM interactor. The coding region runs from base 1 to 2457 and encodes 818 amino acids. NCBI's taxonomy places the organism in Eukaryota, Metazoa, Chordata, Mammalia, Rodentia, Muridae. Gene Ontology annotation, molecular function: DNA-binding transcription factor activity, RNA polymerase II-specific; transcription cis-regulatory region binding. The transcript is spliced from 4 exons. Gene Ontology annotation, cellular component: nucleus. Gene Ontology annotation, biological process: regulation of transcription by RNA polymerase II. The record is from RefSeq and is a predicted model, not a curated record.